AGUUUUUUUUACUCAGGACUGUGCUAUAAAGCAGUAACCUAUUUAUACCUGUAAAUUCAACAGCUCACGUCAACUGCGCCGUUCCCGGGGGAUUUUUAUAAGCCUGGAAUUUUCGUUUACCACCCACCCCUACGUGUGGGUACCAAGAAGGUAAUUCUAUCUAUCACUUUUGUUCAGUCCUGUUACGACGAGGAGAUUAGAGAAGAGCCAUGGCAUUACAAACUGGCGUGAACACCUCCAAGGUUCUCAUCCUUGUUGGAGCUGGUUUGACUGGUUCUGUUGUUUUGAGGAGCGGGCAAUUGGCUGAUGUUAUUGCAAAGCUUCAGGAAGUGCUGAAGGGUGUUGAUCAAGUUGAGAUUUUGCCAGGUGGAUAUGAUGCCUCGGUUAUUUCUGCUCAGAUUCGGCAGCUAGCACAAGAGAUUAAGGAGUUGACCUUAUCUAGGCCUAUUACUGUCUUCAAUGGCAAUUCUUCUUCUAAUGGAUCCGAGUACGGGGAAGACGAUUGGAGCGGGCGGUGAGUCACGAGGUCUCUACUAUCUGCAUGCACCCUCUGCUCCAGUUGCAUGCUCUCUCACAGAGUCUCCUGAGCUUCUCCAUAGCCGUCUGGGUCAUCCAAGUCUCUCGAAGCUUCAGCAUAUGGUUCCUUUUUUG
This is a messenger RNA of Gastrolobium bilobum, 651 nucleotides long. RefSeq lists its product as uncharacterized. The record is from RefSeq and is a predicted model, not a curated record. Lineage: Eukaryota; Viridiplantae; Streptophyta; Magnoliopsida; Fabales; Fabaceae. The coding region runs from base 210 to 518 and encodes 102 amino acids. The transcript is spliced from 4 exons.